Sparassis crispa is the source of this 1134-nucleotide messenger RNA. RefSeq lists its product as hypothetical. Gene Ontology annotation, biological process: regulation of DNA-templated transcription. The transcript is spliced from 8 exons. Bases 1 to 1134 code for a protein of 377 amino acids. Gene Ontology annotation, molecular function: zinc ion binding; DNA-binding transcription factor activity, RNA polymerase II-specific. Lineage: Eukaryota; Fungi; Basidiomycota; Agaricomycetes; Polyporales; Sparassidaceae. The record is from RefSeq and is a predicted model, not a curated record.
AUGAAGUUGCAACACGGCGGCACCAAAGCACCAGCCGCCCAGUUCGUCAUCGAGGCUCCUCAGGCAGACCAGACUCGCAGAAAGCGUGCUCGUCUCGUUACCUCCUGCGACCAUUGUCGAUUCAAAAAGAUCAAAUGUCUCCAGCCCGCACAGUCGAGUCCCUGUGAGGCAUGCUCGACCGCAGGUAUCCCGUGUCUCUACCGCGAUCGUGAAAAAUACUUUGCGGAACGAAACCGCGUCAUUUCUCGUGCCUCCUCCAGCUCGCGCAGCUCUUCGUCUGGCAGUCCAGAGCUAUCUCCCCAGGUAUCGAUCUCCAUCCUCAAUACGCACAGGCGAUCGCCGAGCACCGUCUCGACAUCACCUUCACCCCCUACCAACUCCGACAUCUACCUGCCACCCCCUGCCGACUUCUCGUACCCCCACGCACCUUCUGCGUGGCCGUUUGAUGCGCUGAACGACACUCAGCCCCUCGCGCGUUCACAUUCGUCGAUCUCUCUGCCGCAGUCGUGGGAGGACUACUACACCGUCCCUGAGCAGCCGGGGCUCAGAAUCAGCAGUGCCGCGUACGGCACGCCGCAGAAACCUCCACAGGCUAUGCAGAGCUCGACAUCCACGUUGUUCGACCCGAGCUGGCCGGACCGUCCGAACCCCGCGCUCAUGGCACACUUCAUUCAGACGUACUUUGACAACUACGGUCAUAUCUUUCCGUUCCUCUCGUUCAAUGACAUAGUGCAGCGGUUCCUCAACCAGUCGCUAUCUCCUCUUCUCGCCAACUGCAUCGCGGCGCUGGCAGCUUGGAACUCGAACGAUGCUGAGAUUUUGCAAAGGGGAGCAUCAAACACUUCCAACGACUACUGUGACCAUGCCAAGAGGCUGCUUUCGCAGACGGAGCUAUUCGACUCCGUCGAAACUCUACACGUUCUUAUCCUUCUCGCGUGGGCCGAGUACAUCAGAGCGCGCAACCUCGACUUCUGCGCCAACAUCCAGAAAGCGCAGGUAAUGGCUCAGCGUCUCGGACUGGCCGACGGCAGUCGCAUCCGGAUGGUAAGCAGCGAGUACGAGCGCGCGACCCUGCAGUCCACCUGGACAGUCAUCUGGCAGCUGAGCCUCACGGUCGAAUCCGGCAAACUCUGA